CUCACUUGCUUGCCUUCGCGCUUCCCGAACCUCUGACUCUUCCUGAAGACUUUCAUCGCCGCUCAGUGCUAUUCACUUUGCUCGAACGACUGUAACGACCCCUCACGAUGCCAUACGUCCCCGAGGAUGCGGGCCAUACGUUCUACCACACUGCGCGGACCGUGCAGGACUCGCUUAGACCGAGUUCGGAGCAGAAAGUAACGCUAAUCGUGGCUGGGUGUUAUAUCAUCGCUAUUGGGAUUCUGUGGCAUGUCCCGUAUCUAUCGGCCAUAAUUUAUCCCUUCAAGCUACUAACCGUUGGCUUCCAUGAGAUGAGCCAUGCCUUCAUGGGUGUUCUAACAUGCGCGCGUAUCCACUCCAUCGAGCUUGACCCCAGGGAAGGCGGCGAGACCCGUAUGUCGGGGGGCAUCCCUUGGCUCACGCUGCCCGCUGGAUAUCUCGGGUCGGGCUUCAUCGGUGCAGCCCUGAUCGCGUGCGGAUUCGACACGAACGCGAGCAAGGUCGCGUCGCUCGUGUUGGCGGCGUUCUUCCUGUUCACACUGUGGUGGGCGCGGAGAGAUUGGCUAACAUGGGUGCUGAUCCUUGGAAUGGCUGGUCUCAUCGUCUUAUUCUGGUUCGUCGCGGGCGGUGUCGCCCUGCGAUACCUCAUCUUGUUCAUCGGGGUGAUGUCCUGCCUAUACGUCCUCUGGGACAUCAUCGACGACACGAUCGACCGCAAAGUGAACAGCUCCGACGCGUCCGCAUUCGCCGAGAUCUGCGGGUGCUGCCCGUCCCAAGUGUGGGGCGUCAUCUGGCUGAUCAUCGCCUUCUGCUUCUUCGCCGCGGGCAUCCUCAUCGGGCUCGCUGCCUUCAAGCAAUCCGCAGCGCAGCAGGCCUCCGACUCAGAGCACUUCCUCCCCGUGCCCGGAUCCUCCGGCGCGCGCCUCGGCUUCUCGUCGUCCCCCGCGGCGCUGCUCGGUGCAGUGUUGUCGACGUCGCUGGUUAUGUAUCUGGCUUGAGGAGGGACAACGGACGCCCAGUGAUACGAUUCCCCAGU
This is a messenger RNA of Fomitopsis serialis, 1036 nucleotides long. Its product is annotated as peptidase M50B-like-domain-containing protein. The record is from RefSeq and is a predicted model, not a curated record. Lineage: Eukaryota; Fungi; Basidiomycota; Agaricomycetes; Polyporales; Fomitopsidaceae. Bases 108 to 998 code for a protein of 296 amino acids. The transcript is spliced from 12 exons.